Molecule: messenger RNA, 777 nt
Organism: Wickerhamiella sorbophila
Lineage: Eukaryota; Fungi; Ascomycota; Dipodascomycetes; Dipodascales; Trichomonascaceae
Product: Chromatin modification-related protein EAF7
Exons: 1
Coding region: 1-777 (258 amino acids)
Biological process (GO): regulation of transcription by RNA polymerase II
Cellular component (GO): nucleus; NuA4 histone acetyltransferase complex
Source: RefSeq, a predicted model, not a curated record
AUGGCCUAUUUACAUCCGCUCAAGAGAAACCUUCCUUCGGAAACUGUGCUUUAUUCACUCGGAAACCCUCGUAGAUUAUUAAUCAUGUGGACUCCAGAUAUCGAGUCUGCUUUGUUUCGCGGAGUGUGCAAAUUCAAGCCAUCCGGGAUUCACAAGCAUUGGCAAAUGAUUAAUGUCAAUUUAUUUAUGAAUGAAGUUCUGAAUCCAAGCCCAGUCACGAUCGACCAGUGCUGGGCUAAGCUCGGUGAACUUUACGAUCUUGCCGGGGUUGAAGCAAUUGAAGACGAGUCUCGAGAAGAAGCAGAGCGCGAGUUCAGGCUAUCAUGGGAUGAAUUUGGGGAUUUGAUGCUCGAGCACGCUCUCAACCCGGAGCCGAGCGAGGAUGAGGACGAGGUCAAGGAGCCUGUCACACCCAGUGAAGAAGAGGAAGAGGACGACGGAGAAGGCGAGGACGGCGCAGGCGAAGAGGAUGAAGAUGAAGAUGAAGAAAGUCAAAGGGCUUUGAUGGACUCGCGGGCGAGCUCUGUCGAUCCGGAUGAGGACAAACGGUCCCGCCGCCAGCGAAGAGGUACAACGCCAGACGACGAACCGAAAGGGCGACGCCAAUCCGGCCGCUUGGCUCGGGCUCGAAGUGCACCGAAAUCAGAACAGAAGAGCGAGUCCAAAAACGAGCAGAAAAAACGCCGUGCAACCAGCGCAGCAUCGACGCCCAAACGAAAGCAGCCGGCGGCUAAGAAGGAAGAAGCGCCAGCUGCCAAACGCCGCAAACGCAAGUAG